Messenger RNA from Cicer arietinum (chickpea), 1477 nucleotides. RefSeq names its product transcription factor bHLH90. NCBI's taxonomy places the organism in Eukaryota, Viridiplantae, Streptophyta, Magnoliopsida, Fabales, Fabaceae. Gene Ontology annotation, cellular component: nucleus. The record is from RefSeq and is a predicted model, not a curated record. Gene Ontology annotation, molecular function: protein dimerization activity; sequence-specific DNA binding; DNA-binding transcription factor activity. Gene Ontology annotation, biological process: regulation of DNA-templated transcription.
AAAUAAAUGGUUUAUGUAGAAAAACUACAUUGAAAAAUUAUAAAGUGCUAAAGUUGCAUUCAAAAGAGGAGACAAUGAGUGGUAUGAGAGUUGUUGAAUGGCUUAGACCCCUUGUUGAGACCAAAGCUUGGGAUUAUGUUGUUGUUUGGAAAUAUGGAAAUGAUCCAACUAGGUUUAUUGAGUGGAUGGGUUGUUGUUGUGGUGGUGGAAACAUUGAGCAUGUGAAGUUUGAAGAGAAAAUGGAUGAUGAACAAUACAACUUGGGUCCCAUUUGUAGGGAUACCCUAUUUUAUCAUCCAGUUAGAACUAAGAGUUGUGAGGCUCUUGCUAAGUUUCCUUUUUCAAUAUCUCUCUAUUCUAGUGUUCAUGGAGAGGUUGCAAUAUCACAACAACCAAGAUGGCUUAUCCAGCAGGACUCAAUUGGAACUCAAGUUUUGAUCCCUAUUUUUGGGGGUCUUGUUGAGCUCUUCACUGCAAACCUGAUCCCAAAAGAUAUAAAUAUGAUGGAGUUCAUAUCAGCACACUUUUGUGUCUCUAUAAACCAAGAAGCAAUAUCUGAACAAAGCUACACCAACAGGAACUUCAAUGACCAUUACACUUUAACUCCUAGCAUUGAAGGACUCUCUAGUGGGUCUAAUCCUUCAACUGAACACUCAAAAGGGGAAGAUAAAGAAAAACUUGUUAGGGAGCCUCAGAAGGAAGUUUAUCAUGCUAAAAAUCUUGUCACAGAGAGGAAUAGGAGGAAAAGAAUCAAUAAAGGGCUUUUUACUCUAAGGUCUCUAGUCCCAAAUAUAACCAAGAUGGAUAGAGCAGCAAUUCUAGAAGAUGCAAUUGAAUAUAUAAAGGAGUUGCAGAAGCAAGAGAUAAAGCUUCAAGAAGAGGUCAAGGCUUUGGAAGUUGAGGACUGUGAGAAGAACACACUACAAUUGAGAGUGAAAACAGAAAAAGAACAAGCAAAAGGAACCAGAAGCUUACCUCUCAUUGAGCUUAAUCAAAGUUCUUCUGAUUCCACUAGAAAGACAAAGAUGAAGUUGCAAGUAGAAGUGAAUCACAUUGGUGGAACAGAAUUCUUGAUUAAGUUGUGCUGUGAGCAGAAGAAAGGUGGGUUUUCAAGAUUGAUGGAAGCUAUACAUUCAUUUGGGCUUCAUGUGGUACAUGCAAACAUGAUCACAUUUGAUGGCAUAGUAUCAAACAAUCUGAUGGUUGAGGCAACUGAACAGGAUAUUCACCCUAUGAAACUCAGAGAGUAUUUGAUACAGCAAACAGGUUAAUGAUAGACAAAGCAAUUAAGAAGCUCAGGAAAAUAGUGGUGUGGUUAUCAUCUCUAAACUUUUUUCUAACAACUUGGUUAUUAUCUGUAAAUAUAAACAAUGCUCCAUAACUUCAUAGAAAAAGCUGGACUAGUAGAAACAGAAAUUGAAUAUCCUUUUUAUCUUGGAUCCACGAAAAUCAAUUGACUAAUUCCUGAUAAUGAUUA